Messenger RNA from Varroa destructor (honeybee mite), 5332 nucleotides. RefSeq lists its product as uncharacterized. Gene Ontology annotation, molecular function: DNA-binding transcription factor activity, RNA polymerase II-specific; RNA polymerase II cis-regulatory region sequence-specific DNA binding. Lineage: Eukaryota; Metazoa; Arthropoda; Arachnida; Mesostigmata; Varroidae. The record is from RefSeq and is a predicted model, not a curated record.
UCAAGGAAAGUUGAUUAUUGUAUCGGUAACAAUAAACAAACGUUACAAAAAGAGCUCGUUAGAGGCCAAAGCAGUACUGGAUCGUAGUGCAGUCGAACAAUCAGUUUAACGGUGCCAAUCUCGCUGGAAUACGGUGGAAUAAACUUUCCAACUAACACAUGCUGCAGGGUCCAAGAGCAGUACAGUAAAAACUCUUCCGGAACUCCACAAACCCCUUUCCCUUCAUCCAUCGCGCAACGGCGCUUAAGUAAUUGGCUUCUCUUUCGCUUCCUUGGUGGGGCACGGAACCUCUCGAGCAAUACCAGAUGAUGCGCUCAAUGGCAACUUUAUGUAAAUAAACAACAAAUCGGAGCAACGGCUGAAAUCUAAAAUUUACUGGCUGGACGAGUAUGGCUCAUGGUAGAGCGAUGCGUGUGCGUACACUCUAUGAGUCUCGAUGAGUAGGAAAAUUUCUUCAGAAAAAUUCGCUAAAACUAUCGUUACUAGUGCAACGAAAUUGUUUGGCGGAACUUUGAAGCACAUCAAAUGAAAAAAUCAAGUUAAAUAGGUCGCAAUAGAUGAACCACAAAACAUACCGUAUCACUGGCUGGCUCUGAGACGUUUACAGGAUGAAACGUAAAUCACUACAAGCAAACAAAAGAUAUGUUUUUUUUUUUAGAAAAACAAGAUAGUUAACUACUCCGGGGGUUUCAGAUUUCCCGUAGAUCGCAACUACCAUCAUCGGGGAUGGGAACCCAUGUGGCUGAAAAGAAGCGGUCACCCGCAAUGAGCCAAAAUGACCCCGAUAGAAUUCGUGAGAACUAUGAGGAAAGCGUGGAAACUGUGGCUCGAAUGAUGGAUCAUAUUGAUUCGUGCUAUUCCUUCCUGGAUGACAAACUUUACGCUCAGCAAAUAGCCGGCCAAAUAUCUGAUCCAAUUGGACGUUACCCAAACAUUAGCCUGAAAAACUUCCACCUCGUAAGGUCCAACCAGAACAAGCGGAAAACAGGCAUAGGUUACCUCAAUCGGCGACGACCUGGGCCAGUUGCUAAAAAAGAAUCCAAACAGUCAACUAUUGCUGAUAGACAGGCUGAAGGCUCGUUAGAAGCUCUACGUUUUAGUGACAUUGUUUUUGAUCAGCAGGUAAAAACACUUUCCAAGCGUGACAACAAUAAUAUUUUUGCCGUUACCCCAGUUUCCACUAUGUCACGUACAAGUAGCGCAAAACAGAGCGAAAGGUCAUUAUUAGGUUCUGCAGGUAGCAGUGAGCAUAAAACAGUAACAAAGAAGAAUUCCUCAAACUCUAUACUAUCGUCAUUAGUUGUGGAUGUGGAUGAUAUAAAACCAACGAUUCUGCCUGAUAUCGUAACAACUACAAUCAAACGAAUCGUUCUCCCACCGCCAAUAAAAAAACAAACGACUCAAACAUCAGGUCUUUUAUCGAAGUUCGGUGAAACCAGAUGUAGUACUCUACCAGCGGUCCGUGAUAGCUCAACUACAUCACAACCGUCUGCUAAUGCAACGAUCUUGAAGACCCCACAGGCGUCAAACAACGGUAGCAAUAGUGUUAAUCGUACUCCGCCUACGCAACAUCUCUUGGUUAAGCCUCGACCUCGCCGUCAGGCUUCGCUACGAGUUAGCGAAUUCGUGCGAGCUGAAGCCGCCCUCAAUGGCCAUGAUCUUGACUUGCACGAAAUCGAUGAGUCUCCAAGUCCGAAUCGAGUAGGAGCUGACAGCGCAAAAGGGGACAUCAUUGGGGAUGAAACUGGAGAAGACCACAAUGUCAUGCGUAGUAACACAGAUGGCCUGAAUAAUUCAGAUAAGGCCGGUGUGUCCAAUGUCGACGAAGAUAAAAGUGGCAGUGGCGUUGAUAUUGAUUGUGGCGAUGCCAAUCCGAGUAGUGGGAAUAUAGGAGCUGACAGAAUUGAUGCUAAUGCAUUAAUGGACGAGCUGCAGUUAUCAGAAGAUGCGCCUGUGCAAGACAACAGCGAGCCGACAGGCUUUUCAUGUUUGUACUGCGAUCGAACGUUCAUUCAAGCAGAAGCUAUGGAAAAUCACAUCAUGGACGAGCAUGUGUAUCGCUCAGUAGCGACGUCGAAGCGGCCCGCCAAGUCGAUUAUGCCCGCUCGUUCUGCUGGCAAGCCAGUCUCGUUAAACACACCAAAAGCGUCCGCAGCGACCAACCGCCAUGAUACAGUUCGACCCCCACCCGGUAAGAUUAUAACGAUCGAAUCGCUAGUCGCUGCGCACUUCGCCGCUGCAAGGAAGCGAACCAAGUCUGGCCGUCCUCAGCUUUGCAUGGUGUGCAAGAAGACCUUCUCGUCCUGGAGUCAGCUCAAGAAGCAUUUGCCAAUACACAGCAGCGAAAGGCCAUUUAAGUGUCCAUACAACGGGUGUUCAUAUGCGUCGGUGCAAAAGGGCAACCUUAAAGUGCACAUGGUAGGUGUUCAUGUAAGGCGACAGGAGAAAAUGGAAGCAAAAAUGGCCAAAUUGGACAAUUCAUUUGAAAUUUCUCAAAGUAGUAGGGGGAACUGUGAGUAGAAUCGGAGAUGUGAUCGAAAUUGCGCGUUUGUGUGUAUGCAGAAGUGAACUGUGUGUACUGAUAUAUAUAUAAGCAUACAUAGAAAACUAUGAUAGCAUCAAUUUAACGAAACAUUGUAAACUCUGUAAGCUGUUUAUGCAUGUACAAUAUAAAUAAAUAAUUUUCCUUAAUCAUCCGGAUAUUGUGUAGUGUGUACAAUAUAAGGUUGAAUGUGAUCUAUAGUAUAAUAGAAUUUAGAACUGCUAUGACACAGUAUAGCAAUGACCACCAUAACAGUCACGAAAGUAAUAAUAAUGACAGUAUUAAAAAUAGAAGCGAACAUAUGACGAUACCAAAUACAUUAAGUGGUCUAUUUGUAUGACACAUAUACAUAUUCAUGGAUUGUAUAUACGGCACAUUGUGCGCCGUUUAGAUUUGUUCGCAAAGAGUUCUUUGUGACUUAAUUUACUAUUUAUAAGCGUCAACAAGUGAUCUAAAAGAUAUGUUACAACUUUAAGAAAAAAGCGCAAGGCACUCGUUGUACUUGAUAACUGGCGAACCAUCUAGUUUGCUUUUCUACGUUAAGCUGUUUCCUAUUGUUGACAAAAUGCCUGCAGAAAGAUGUUGGUGAAAAACAACCUUAGCUAUGUUACUAUAAUGAUUGUGUCAAAUUAAGCCUAACUAUGUGAGAGAAACGGAUUAGACAUAGUUAAAUGUCUAAACUCGGAAAAACGUUUUACUAUUCAACUUCUGUUGCUUUGUAUUGUUUUGAUUAUUGUGUAUUUUUUUUUUAUUUUUCUUCAUUACUUGCCUUUAACCAGACGUAGAGGCAUUGGGCUGAAACUUUAAAAGUGGUUUACCACGAUUAUUUAUCUUUUAAAUUUAGUGUCGUUAUACAAAAUGAUUACUAAAUUGUUAGAAAAAAAUAUUACCAAUUAUUUCUAAGAAGUGAGGUGUGUCAGUUUAGUUGUACUAAUUAUUUAGUCUCUAACCGUUGGUGCGCUAUAUGGCAAAAGUUAAGUUUUUAAGUUGUGCGCCAUUUAUGUGAAGAACGUUACCAACAGGGUUUCAGCUGUUUCCUCAUAAUAAAUAAAGAUUAAUAAAGAUAAAAUGCUGUGUUUAUUUACAAUCGCCGUCAUUAUGUUGUCGCCGAAAAUGUAUAUGAAACGAAUAUUUGAAAUAAACAGAUUCAAGUCCACUCCAAUAUUUUACAUCUUUCAAUGAGCAAACUUAAGAAACUUGCCCAACGACGCGUCCUCCAUAUAUUGUACAUAGAUUUAGAUUGUAUCUGUGUAGUUAUCUUCCUACAGCUCAUUUGUUAUUAUUGAUAAUACUAUUUUUUGUCGCUACUGUAGGUAUCGAGAGAGUUGUUUUACCAAAGAAGUCACUAUACUUUUCGCUGUUAUACGGGGUUAUUGUUCUGGCCCAUGACGGAGCCACACAAAAAGUCCAUUUCGUUCCUGGUUCGUUUUAUAGUGUACCUCUCAUACCAAAGAGCCGGACUAAUUCCCUGAAUCUACGUUAGUAUUGGAAGGAAGACAUUAAAACGCAGUACUAACCCUCAAAACAACAAAAAUACGGCACUUGAUAUGUAAAGCAUUAAUUCAGACCGCUGACUUUCAGCACGAAACAAAGUACGUUGUCGCUUGGAUCUAACCCUGGACCACCGCUGUUUUCCUAGUCCAUUAUGCAGACAUCUCACCACUCAUCUAUCACGAGUUACAUCAUGAAGUUAAACAAUAUUUCUUGUCUUGGCAUCUGCAGUCAUUAUUCGGAGGCGGUAAUUUAUAGGGUAGCUUAAGUAUUUUUAAAUUAGCACUUCAAAACGUCAAAAGCUAAACAACGUUUCUUUUACCAAGACAGAUUACCAAGAGCCUGUUGAAGGAACACAUUCAACUUUAGAAAUAAUUAAUUAAUUAACAAACCUUGUUGGAUCUAUUUUGAGAUUACUUAGUUAUGAAUUAACUAUUUCCUAUCCUACGCAAGCGAAAAAAUCAAAUCCUUAGGAUUAAGAUAGCUAUAUUUGUUGACAUUUGCAAACUAUAUUUAUCGACGCUGACAGCUAGCUGGACUAGGUAAUGAAAAAUAAAUGGACUAAUCAUAAUAGUGAAUUCAAGUUGUACAGUACAUGGUCGGAUUUUUCAUUAGAUCCCUUAGCAGCCUAAAAUAUUUUUUUAUAUUAUGGAAGCGGCGAGCUGGACCAAGCUAUUCUGAAUAGGAAAAAAUUAAUUAUUCUGAGAUUAUGUAUGGUGCAGCGUAGUUAUAAGCAUGGAAAGAAAACAGGGUAUGUUUAAGGGGAGCGAACCCAAUUGUGAUACAUCCUCAUAUAUCCGAAGUCGCGUGAGAGUAAAUUUUUACAUCUGUAUAAUAACAUAAUUAGAAUGGAAUGUACGGACGCUAGGCUAGCUCUGACUGAACGGAUAAAAUCAUUUUACGCGAGAGCCUCAAUCAAAACUCUAUUUGAAACGAGCCCACGAAAAAUUGAAGGUGAAAAUAGAUAUAAGUUCUGUCCUGCCCAUUUUUCCCUCUUUCCCUUUGUAUGUGUGUUUACCGUCUCGCCCAACGGCCGCCGCAAAGCAUUCCGUCUCGCUUUUCUAUUUGUUUUCAGGUCUGCUCACUAAGAGCUGGAGCGCCUCAACGUCGGAAGUACGUUGUAUGCCAGCGAGUUUCGCGAGAGUAACAGCUGCAUCAUCAGCAAAGCGCUAACAGUGUUUCAGGAGCGCUAUUGAUUUGAAACUAAUAGAAGUAUGUCCGGCGUGCUGUGAGGGUCCUGUUGAGUUUUUCCGAUCUGUCAUGAAGUGGCCCCUGACGUUUAGCGAACAGAUCGUCAAA